AUUGGACAGACACGUAAACUGAGGCCCCUGGCCAUGUGUUGCUUUGAGGUGUGGAUGGGAGCUGAGCCCACAUCUCCACCAAGGAUUGUUUCUCUUCAUUUCUGGGCACGCCAGGGCCAACACCUUGAGGCUCACCCGACAGGCGCCCCACAUCCCUCCUGGGGCCAGCACCGCACCCCCAACAUCAACCCCACCUCAGAGAUGCUGCGGCAGUGGCCGGGGCAGCCGGGGCAGGCCCCCGGGGAGGCAGACCCCGAGCCAGGAGUCGAGGUGCUGUGGGAGCAGGAGAUGGAGCGGCUGUGCGCCUCCCGGGUGCCGGUGCGCGCACUGCCCUACGCCAUGGUGGACAAGCGCUGCAUCCGGCGGCUUAGGGAGCCCGAGGGGAUGGAGACUUCUUGCUGGCGGCGGUGGCAACGCAGGCGACAGACCGCGGGACGGCGCCUGGGGGAGGCAGCACAGAGGCUGGCCCGGGGCUUUGGGCUCUGGGAGGCGCCUCUCUACGAGAUCGGGGGCCUCUUUGGCACUGGAAUCCAGUCCUAUUUCACCUUCCUCCGCUUCCUGCUGCUGCUCAACCUGCUGGCACUGCUUCUGACUACCAGCUUCGUCCUGCUGCCCCUGGUCUGGCUCCGCCCCCCUGACCCAGACCCCGCCCUUAACUUAACCUUUCAGUGCUCUGGCGGCCACCAGCCCCACAGUGGUGAUCCCCAGUUGCACACUCGACUCUGGAAUGUUUUGACUGGCAGGGCCUUCAACAACACCUAUCUCUUCUAUGGCACGUACCGGGCGGGGCCCGAGAGCAGCGAUGCGUACAGCAUCCGCCUGGCCUACCUCCUGAGCCCGCUGGCCUGCCUGCUCCUCUGCUUCUGUGGGACCCUGUGGCGGAUGGUGAAGGGGCUGCCGCAGAAGCUGUUCCUGGGCCAGGACUAUAGGUCACCUCUCAGUGCCAAGGUCUUCUCUUCCUGGGAUUUCUGCAUCCGGGGGCAGGAAGCAGCCACCAUUAAGAAGCAUGAGAUCAGCAAUGAAUUCAAGGUGGAGCUAGAGGAGGGGCAUCGCCUCCUGCUGGCGCAGCAGCAGACCCGGGCCCAGAGAGCCUGCCACCUGCUCACCUACCUUCGUGUCAACAUCCUCAUCGGGAUUCUGGUAGCUGGGGCCAUCAGCACCAUCUUCUGGGCCACCAAGUACUCACAGGAUAACAAGGAGGAGUCCCUGUUUGUGCUACUCCAGUACCUGCCCCCUGGGGUCAUCUCUCUGGUCAACUUUCUGGGUUCCCUGUUGUUUGUCUUCCUUGUCCAGCUGGAGAACUACCCUCCCAACACUGAGAUCAACCUCACCCUUAUGUGGUGCGUGGUGCUGAAGCUGGCCAGCCUGGGCAUGUUCUCCUUCUCACUGGGCCAGACUGUGCUGUGCAUCGGCAGAAACAGGACCAGCUGUGAGUCCUACAGCUACGCCUGUGACUACCAGUGCUGGGAGAACUCGGUCGGGGAGGAGCUGUACAAGCUCAGCCUCUUCAGCUUCCUCCUCACGGUGGCCGCCGCCUUCCUCAUCAGCCUCCCUAGGAGGCUGCUGGUGGAGCGGUUCUCCGGCCGGUUCUGGGCCUGGCUGGACCGGGAGGAGUUCCUCGUACCCAAGAACGUGCUGGACAUUGUGGCAGGGCAGACGGUCACCUGGAUGGGCCUCUUCUACUGCCCCCUGCUGCCCCUGCUCAACAGCAUCUUCAUCUUCCUCACCUUCUACAUCAAGAAGUACACCCUCCUGAGGAACUCGAAGGCGUCACCUCGGCGAUUCCGGGCCUCCAGCUCCACCUUCUUCUUCCAGCUGGUGCUUGUCCUGGGCCUGCUCCUGGCCACCGUGCCCCUGGGCUAUGUGGUCAGCAGCAUCCACUCUUCCUGGAACUGCGGCCUCUUUGCUAACUACUCAGCCCCCUGGCAGGUGGUCCCAGAGCUGAUGGCCCUCUGGCUCCCACCCCCUGGCCAACGUGCCCUCCACUACCUGGGCUCCCACGCCUUCAGCUUCCCCCUCCUCAUCCUGCUCAGCCUUGUCCUGACCGUGUGCGUCUCCCAGUCCCGGGCCAACGCAAGGGCCAUCCAGGGCCUCCGGAAGCAGCUGGUGUGGCAGGUCCAGGAGAAGUGGCAUCUGGUGGAGGACCUGUCACGGCUGCUGCCGGAGCCGGGCCCCGGCUGCUCCCCGGGGCCCGCGUCCCCUCGCUGCCGCGCUUCUCGCCCGCGGUCCUUCUGCCCCGGAUUCCCCUGCCCAGGCUCCCCCAGGCCCGGACCCUACCCCUCGGAUCCCGCCGGGCCGCGUGGGGCCGGAGUCCCCGCCGGUAGAUUCCGCUUCCCCAGCGGCUCGGAGCUGUAGUCCAGGAAAAUACUGGAAAGCCUGGUCCGGAUCACCGACGGCGGAACCAAGCGGCACUCGGAGGUCUUGGAGCGCUGAGAUUUUAUUUCACACCGGCGGGCUUGGAGCGGAGUCAUCGCCCAGGGUCUGAGCCCCGAGCACAAGCAAGAGGAGCAAUUUAUGUUAUUUUGAUAUGCGGCAUUUCUGCAUGCGCAGGGCGACAGAGGGGCCCGGGGGAGGGGAGGGGGGAGCUGGGAGGGCUUUGCCAACCAGAGGGAAAAAAGCGGUUUGCUGACCUUGACAGCUGUGUUGGAUAUUUUCCUUGCCAGUACCGACCUGCCUCCACCCGGGGCACCCCCAGGGCCUGACCUGUGGCCCCCCACCUCCUGUUGCCUCAAGCUCUGGCCCCCUGAUGGCCACCACCCCUCUCUCCUGGGCCUACCAGCAGGGCUUCCCAGGGCAGGUGCACACACCAGGUGUAGCAAGAAGAAAAGGGCACUUGUAUUUAUAUUUUCAUCUCAGUCCUUUAAAGUUUCUAUUUUUGUUGAAUGAUUUGUAGUGCACACAUCUAUCCGUGUAGUCGCCCAUGAUCGCAAUUUAUAAAUACACACCCACUGG
Molecule: messenger RNA, 2952 nt
Organism: Manis javanica (Malayan pangolin)
Lineage: Eukaryota; Metazoa; Chordata; Mammalia; Pholidota; Manidae
Gene: TMC8
Product: transmembrane channel like 8
Cellular component (GO): plasma membrane
Molecular function (GO): mechanosensitive monoatomic ion channel activity
Source: RefSeq, a predicted model, not a curated record